Messenger RNA from Oikopleura dioica, 303 nucleotides. The record is from the annotation of a GenBank genome assembly. NCBI's taxonomy places the organism in Eukaryota, Metazoa, Chordata, Appendicularia, Copelata, Oikopleuridae.
AUGUGGAUAGAAUGCCUAUUCAUCACAACAGGAGUCUUGGGCAAAUUCUUCGGAUCAGGUGACCAACUACGCGACUACGAGUCUGAUGAUGAAGAUCUCGCAAAACUCAGGGAGGAACAAGUUUUUGCGUUAUUCUACGAAGGGGAAGAAAAGGACGUCUCAUCGCCGAACCCACUGAAUAGCGCGCCUGCAUUAUCCACGACCACAAAACCUUCGAUAUUGUCGCAGCCAUUUCCCGGAAAGGAGCGAAUUGCUCAGCCAGAACAGAUGGAUGAUCUUUUGAAAAAGGGACGGGCGCUCUAA